AUGGCCGCCCCCAUGUCACUCACGCGCCCGAUGCUGCGCUCCCCAGUCUUGAGGCAGCUCGCCGCCCGCCGCCUCCAGAGCACCGCCGCUGAGAAGGCCAGCACCGCCGCCGAGAAGGCCGCCGCUGCCGCCAAGGACACCGCAAACAAGGCUGCCCAGGGCCUGUCGCGAGUCACCAGCGCCGCUGGCCCUGCCAUCGCCGGCGCCGCCAAGUCCAUCGGCAAACUGGGCGGCCCAGCCGGCCAGGCCAUUGGCUUCCUCGAGCGUACGUCCCGGCCCUAUACCCACGAGAUCCGAGCAGUUGAGGAUGCUCCCGGGGGUCAGACUCCCCUCGUCGUAUACUACAGCAAGGUCGCCCUCGAGUUGGGCAAGUACGUCGCCCAGAACCAGAAGAUGGCCAUCCCCUCCGCCGCUACCUUCCAGACCUUCUACCAGGGCCUCUGGCAAUCCAUUGCCAGCGGCAGCAUCCUCCGAUCCCCUCAGAACAUUAUCAACUCCGUACGAAAUAUCAGCGUGGCCCAGCUUGCCACCGGCGGUGUCAUCUUCGCCGAGACCCUCGGCUUCUUCACUGUUGGUGAGAUUAUUGGCCGCUUCAAGUUGGUUGGAUACCACGGCGAGGUUGGCUCGCAUCACUAA
Messenger RNA from Clonostachys rhizophaga, 636 nucleotides. Lineage: Eukaryota; Fungi; Ascomycota; Sordariomycetes; Hypocreales; Bionectriaceae. The record is from the annotation of a GenBank genome assembly.